UAGUCACACGGACCUUUCCAGGCACUGAGUCCAGUUCCUACCCGGACCGAAAUGUUCGUUGCACAUUAAACAGGCAUGGCGUCCUUCAAACAGAGGCGCAAGUGAACGAACAUUUAGCAAUUUGCCCUUGUGUAUCGUUCUGUUUUUUUUAAAUGUAAAUAUAUAAAUAUUCUUCGCAAUGGUGUCCAGGACCGUUUGUCAAGUUCUCCAGCGCCGCUUUGCGACUGCCGCGGCAGCUGCGCGUGCUCCGGCCGCCGAGGUCCGCAGCCGGCGCAGUGCCGUCUUCUCCAGAGAGCAGGCCAGGCAGAGGGCUCUGUACCCUCGCAUCGAGAAGAUAGAGGUGUCCGUGCAUGGCCCGGGGCUGGAUGGGACAAUGCUGGUCAUGAACAAAGGGAUGUCCACGCCUCUGAGCUGUGCCAGGCACCUGGCAGAAUAUCACGUGGCCAACUCGGCUCUGGCCCUGGUGAAUGGGGAGCCGUGGUCUCUCCACCAGCCCCUGACCCAGUCCUGCUCCCUCACUCUGCUCACGUUUAAAGACAGCGAUCCAAUGCUGGUCAACCAGGCCUACUGGCGUUCCUGCGCUGCUUUGCUCGGCCAGGUGCUGGAGACGGCGUUCAAAGAUGACUUUACUGUGGAGCUGCUCGGCACACCAGAGGUGGCAGUCACUUCAGGGGCUUUCUGCUGUAACGUGGUGCUCGACCCUCAGCUGGACUCAUGGACUCCCUCUGAGGAGUCCUUGCGGUCUCUGUCCAAAGGGGCCCAGCAGCUCAUCCACCACGACCUGGCCUGGGAGCCUCUGGAGGUGGCGCCCUCUGUGGCGCUGGAGGUCUUCUCACACAGCAGGUGUAAACAGGAAGAGGUGGAACAGAAGGCAGCACAGAACCCCAAAGGCACGGUGACGCUCCACAGAUGUGGUGACCAUGUACUGCUUAGUGUGGGCCCCCUGGUGGCCAGAACAGGCCUGUGCGCCCAGUACGAGGUGACGGCCCUCCACAGCCUGGAGCAGGGGCCUUGGGGCCUCCACCGUCAAGCACAGGGCGUCUCCCUGCCUCUGCAGCUGCAGGCUCACCACACCGUCUGGAAGAAACUGAGGCAGCGGGCAGAGAAACUGGUUGAGGUGCCGAGACUUGAAGAAGUGGCUCCUCCCCCUCCUCCUGAAUCCACGGCCACCUCCGACCAGCCACUAGCAGCCUCUGUGUAACCUUACUCACACACAUUUACACUUUCACAUGUUUCCGAUUGUAUUAUUUGUUCAAUAAAUGUGUAUAAAAUACGUGAAUAAAUCACUUUGACGUUUGUCA
This is a messenger RNA of Cyclopterus lumpus (lumpfish), 1301 nucleotides long. It is a transcript of the gene mrpl39, whose product is annotated as mitochondrial ribosomal protein L39. The record is from RefSeq and is a predicted model, not a curated record. The coding region runs from base 179 to 1201 and encodes 340 amino acids. NCBI's taxonomy places the organism in Eukaryota, Metazoa, Chordata, Actinopteri, Perciformes, Cyclopteridae. Gene Ontology annotation, cellular component: mitochondrion. Gene Ontology annotation, molecular function: nucleotide binding; RNA binding. The transcript has 10 exons.